GCUACUUUUGACAUCAGGGAUUCCUCAGAGCUGUAAGACUUGUGACCAUGUUGAGGACUCCACACACUGGCUUCAGAUUGAACCCUUGACUUCCACUGUCCAGGGAGUGACAAUGUUCAGGCACAGGACACCCAAAGGGAGUUAUGAGUGCACAGUGUCUGGUCUCCGCUGGCUGUGUGAGAGAGAUGUCAUUCUGAAGUAUCACUUCAGGAACUGGGAACCCUACAGUCAACUUCUGAAAGACAUGCAGUACACACAAGGUGGUCCAUUGCUGGACAUCACUAUGGAGUUAGGUGAACUGGAGGAAGUUCAUCUGCCACACUGUGUCUGUUUAGGGACCAACCCUUCCCUGAGGAAUGAGAUGAAGAUUCUUCAUGUAGAGGAACAUGGAGUGUCUUUAGAGGAAGUGCAUGAGGUCACCAGAUUCCAUGCUAAGAUUCUCCAUCCCAAGUUCUCAGCUAUCUCUCUGAUACUGAGAUUACUGUCUUGGAACGUAGAUGUCCACUGUGACGUGGUCCUCUAUUUGGCAGUAAAAAGGUCAACAGUAAUUUCAAGGCUGUACCUGCUCCUCAGAAACUCCAGUCAGAAAGAGGCUGUUCAGGAACGGGAGAAAAAUCAGCUGUCCCAAGGAUAUUCAGAAUUGGUCCUGUCAAGUCCAAAUGGGUCCUUAAAGCUGAACAGUUGGUUUGCACUCAAAAAUCCCCACUCCACUUCCAUCAAUCCAGAGAAGAUUCAGCUGUUACCUGCAGACACCACACCAAGCUGUUGUAAGAUGAUCAUGAGAAACACAGGGGUUGACAUUGAGAUGGAGUUAAUCGGGGAUGAUGAGAGGACAGUAUGGAAAUCAGUGGUAUCAAAAGACGAAUACAGCAAAGACUCUCAUCCAACAUCAUUAACACUCUCUGGGAUUCCUGCUGAGGAGUUUCUGAAGAAACACAGGGCUGUACUCAUUCAGGGAGUCAAAAACCCAAUGCCGAUAGCAGAUGUUCUGUCAUCAAAGGACAUGAUUGGUGAUGAAGAGUACUCCAGAAUAACAGCUGAAACAACUGAACAGGAGCGAAUGAGAGAACUACUGAAUGCAGUCCUCCCUAAAGGACCAGAAGUGAUGGGAGCUUGUCUCAAAGCUCUCAGUGAACAUGAACACCAUCUUGUUAAGUACUUGAGUGAAUCUAGCACCUAAUCUGAAGAUGCUGAGGCCUGUCUCCUAGUCUGUGGACAAAGACACUUCUUCACCUAAUCUGAAGAUGCUGAGGCCUGUCUCCUAGUCUGUGGACAAAGACACUUAUCCACCUAAUCUGAAGAUGCUGAGGCCUGUCUCCUAGUCUGUGGACAAAGACACUUCUUCACCUAAUCUGAAGAUGCUGAGGCCUGUCUCCUAGUGUGUGGACAAAGACACUUAAAUGAUUGUAAGGGAAAUUGUUUGCUAUUCUUUUAACAAAUGUCUGUAUUUUAUUCAUGUGCUGUUCUAUAAACCAAUGUGUGUUCAUCAAGUGGCUGACUGUACAAAUCCUCACUAUCAGUAGCUGUAAUUUGGCAGCAAGCCCAGAUGAUGUUUUGAGAACGAGAUAUCUCAGUUUCAAGGUCUCAGCUUAGAGAGAAGAAGACUGGUGAGGUGUUGGUCUGUCAAAUGCUAUGAACCAGUAUUGGUCGGUCACAUGAAUGGAACAAAACGGUAAUGAUGAAUUAAUUAUGUUAAAUCAUGCAAAUAUUACUUGUCUGUGUAUCGCCGUAUAUAAGACAACUGCUGGGUCUGACCAGGGAGAGCUCCUGAUUGACGUGUGUACUAUGGUACAUUGAGUUGGGUCUGCCCAGGGAGAGAUCCUGAUUGACAUGUGUACUAUGGUACAUUGAGUUGGGUCUGACCAGGGAGAGAUCCUGAUUGACAUGUGUACUAUGGUACAUUGAGUUGGGUCUGACCAGGGAGAGAUCCUGAUUGGUUGGAACCUCUCCAGCUCGCUGACAAUAAACAACGAUUCAUUUCAGAUUGACUUCGAGUGUCUCUGUGUGGAAGAAUUUCCACGACAUGAUUUUUGAAAACAAAAUUAAGGGAAUGAAUUGGAAUUAUCUCUUGUUUAUACAGAUGGGGAAGCUGAUAGUCAGGCUAGUCAAAGAUACACACCACGUUGACGUCUUGACCAAAGACCUUCCAUAGAUUCUUUAGGGGAUUACAACUCACUCUGUCUGAAGGAAGUGAGGAAAUGGACUCACUAAAGGGGAUAGCUGAGAAGGCAGAGAAGCCACGAGUCAUCAUCGACAUGGUGUUGAGAAAAGGAACUGAGUCAUGUUCCAGGACGAUCAACCUUCUUGGGGAGCUGGACCCUUAUCUUUGGACAGAGCCUCAGGUCAACAGUUGUAGUCAACCCCUGGGUGUGAGGAGACCAGGCAGAAUAGACAGGCAGGAUGGUUCAACAUGUCCUUGUUGUCUUUUGCUUUAAUUCAGGGUCACAAAAAAUGUACAGAAAAUGUCAAACAAACAUCCUUCUAUAAUAACAAUACACUUACUGAAGGACCAACCACACAGCCUCUCUCCUUCUGCAGCCUCCUGGAAGUGUGGAUCUUCUAGCAGGAGGGUCAGUUAGGGGUCCAGAUAGGUACCUAGUGGAGGACUAUCUAGCAGGAGGGUCA
Salvelinus namaycush (lake trout) is the source of this 2625-nucleotide messenger RNA. RefSeq names its product NACHT, LRR and PYD domains-containing protein 1 homolog. NCBI's taxonomy places the organism in Eukaryota, Metazoa, Chordata, Actinopteri, Salmoniformes, Salmonidae. Gene Ontology annotation, biological process: regulation of apoptotic process. The record is from RefSeq and is a predicted model, not a curated record. The transcript has 9 exons. Bases 113 to 1180 code for a protein of 355 amino acids.